AUGAAGAGGCCAAGAAUAACAACAGAGGCAUUUAAAAAGAAGAAAUUUGCAGAGGGUAAUCUCAGUCGAAUCAGAGAAGGUGUUAAAGAUGGAGCAAGAGCAUACGGAUUAGCUGCUGUGAUGGAAUUCAAAGAAUCCGAAUUUUUUCCCAAUUCGAAAAUGCUAACAAAUUGCAAACGUUCGUAUGGGGAUCAUACGAAAAUCCUUUUGACCCAAUUCAAGUUAUGGAUUGAAACUUCAUCAUCUAUGAGUGAAGCCUUCAAGUAUAGGAGCAGAAUGUUUUUAUUUUAUGGGCCUUUGUUUGAACUGUUUGAUUUGGCAACUAAUAAUGGUUGGGGGUUAGCAAGAGAGACUUGUUACAUUCAACAGCUUCCGGUUUAUGCCCAAUUAAACUUUCGCAACUAUUCUUCAGAAUGCUUCAUUCACAUAGUGAAUUUCUUGGGUAAGUGGCCCCAGUUGUCAUUCCGAAGAAUGCUUCAACAAAAUUGCUGUGUCAACAUUGAUGGCAAGAAGAGUAAAGGAAUUGAAUUGGAUGCUUUUGUGGAGGCUGAAAUUGUUCAGCCAUUGAAGACAUAUGUAUCAGGUAUAAUUUUGCUAUAUAUCAUAAUUUUUAAAUUAACUUCCUGGAUCUGUAAUACUAAUUAUUUGUUUGCUGAAAGGGGGUGUAAUCAUGACCUUAAGGUCUUCCAACUAAUGGUUGUGAGGACUAUAGCUGUUUUAUUAUACAUGCACGAAGCCAGUGAUGAUGUGAUCGUGUGAGGAAAUAUUAUAGGGAAAGAUAGCAGACUAAGUGUAAUUGCCCAGACGCAUGAAGAUAUCUAUUGCAGGGUGUUUCUGCAGCUACCAGAAUAUCUUGCAAGAAUCCCAAUGUAAAAGAAUUGAAGACACAAUACUUGCAAAGCAUUCUGAUAGUAGUAUUCAUGCACCACAAAGAGUCGUUGUUUUGCAUAAGGUCUACCGUAUUUACUCGUUUAAGCGCCGCGGCGCUCUUUAAAUUUUCAGAGCUUCAGAUGCGGCGCUCAUUCGGGGGCGGCGCUCAAUCGAGGGCGGCGCUCUUUAAAAAAUCUUUUAUUUGUGAAUUAUAACAAGAACUUUUAACAAUAAAAUAAACAAGUUUUAAAUGUCUUUGUCACUAAAUGUCACCAUUUUGACGGCGGAAAGUUUAGUGCGGCGCUCAUUUGGGGGCGGUGUAGUGCUAUUUAAAAAAAAUUGAUCUCAAAUGCGGGGCUCAUUCGUGGGCGGCGCUCAAUCGAGUAAAUACGGUACUUAUUAAAUGUCAGUGUCUACAGUACAUUUUUUGUCAAUAGGUCAUACAUCAGUCAAAAUGUGCCAAAAACUUAUGGGUUCAAUAGACCUUUUGAAACAGACACGCAGUGCAUACACCUCAAGAGAUGCGUUCGAUGUGCACCCAACUUCGCAUCAUGCUGUUGCAGAUUCGUUCCGUGAUCAGUUGAAGGGUGCCUGGUUUUGCUUGCAUAAUGGAUGGCUUGAUCUCAUCAAAGAAACUGAUGGCUGCCCUGGUUAUCUCGUUGAUGGUCAAGGAAAGAUGGAAGGAAAAGUAUCACAAUGCUAUGUUGAUGUGGAGGAGAAAGGAAAAGCUAAACUAAAAGACAAUUUUAAGUCAAAACUGUAUGACUGCUUUCCAGAUUUAAGGUUUGAAUUGUUGUGUAAAGAUUAG
This is a messenger RNA of Paramuricea clavata, 1678 nucleotides long. NCBI's taxonomy places the organism in Eukaryota, Metazoa, Cnidaria, Anthozoa, Malacalcyonacea, Plexauridae. The record is from the annotation of a GenBank genome assembly.